This is a messenger RNA of Tuber aestivum (summer truffle), 1238 nucleotides long. Lineage: Eukaryota; Fungi; Ascomycota; Pezizomycetes; Pezizales; Tuberaceae. The record is from the annotation of a GenBank genome assembly.
GUUUCAGAAGUUAAAGUGGAAAUCAAAAACAUCAAGACAGUUCAUGUUUAUAGUCUUGAACUGAGCAGGAUUAAGGAUUUGAGUGUGUUGUCGGCUUGCUCGGAGAGGGUUCACGCGGAAUUUAUUUACGAGGAUGAACAUGCUGCAGGAAGCAUCUAGGGCAUGAUAGUUAAUCGUGCCGCGAUUGUGGGUCCCUUCUCCUUGUUACUGGCACUGAAUUUGUGCUAACCGGGUGACAGAAAGCCCCGAGGCCGAACAGGCCACCAGCCAUACCGCAUGCCGUGGCUACCGCGGCUGUGCUGAAGGCGAGUGAGAAGGCUGAGACAAAGGAAAGAGUUGAGGCCAAGUCAAAACGGAUACAAAGACUAAGGCGAAACAUGAACCUGAGACUAAGGUAGAGAAUAAGCCCACUCAGAUGAAGCGUUCUCAAUCGGCAACUUAAGCUGCACUGAUGAAACAGGGAUCUUCUAAUCUGUUUACUUCAUGGGGCAAUGCUGCCAAUAAGAAGGCAGAAUCCAAUCUUUCUUCAACUGCGCAUAGUCCUAAAACUGAAGAAGGUUGGUUAUACUCACAUCUUACGAUUACCAUGAUGGAUACUCAUUUGUGAUUUCAGUCCCGGUUAGAAUGGAACUUGGUAGCGAGGAAGAGGAAGGUUUUGAACCUACUCUCCUUAGAGACACCGCUGAAGAUGUCAAAAAGAGAAGGGAGAGGGAUGAUGAACUUACUAAAAUGAUAGAGAUGAGUGAUGAUGAAGGAAUGUUUGUGCUUGCCAACUUGAUUGUUUCCCGGGGUGCUAACAGUUGACAGAUAUCAAAGCUAAGCCUAAAAGGAGAGUAAGGGAAUAUGUGAGUGAUGAGGAGGAAGAAGAGUUGGAAGAACAAGUUCCAGAAGUUCAAAAGCCGCCAGAAGAUGAGCCUGUCGAACUCCCUACUGGUAGUGUUGUGAGUGCUGUCACCAAAGGCGGUAGAAGAUGCGGGAGGAGAAAGGUCAAUAAAAAGGUACAAGUUAAGGAUGAGGAUGGGUAUCUUGGUGAGCAUUUGUCCUAUUACCCGCUCCCCCACACAGACUGACAUUUCUCUACAGUCACAAAGCUUGAGCCUGUGUGGGAAUCCUUUUUGAAAGAGGAGCCUACACCAAAGCCCAAGCCAAAGCCCAAGCCUGCGCCAAAGGGUAAAAAGAAAAGCACGGGACCCGGGACUAGGCAAGGGAGUAUCAACUCUUACCUCUUCACAAGGUAG